Molecule: messenger RNA, 4925 nt
Organism: Manis javanica (Malayan pangolin)
Lineage: Eukaryota; Metazoa; Chordata; Mammalia; Pholidota; Manidae
Gene: SAMTOR
Product: S-adenosylmethionine sensor upstream of mTORC1
Biological process (GO): negative regulation of TORC1 signaling
Source: RefSeq, a predicted model, not a curated record
CAAAGAUUUCCAAACAACGUCAAGUAACCAACAACUGCAAUGUGGAGUGGGGUGGCAUACACUACAAGGUAACACAAUUCAUUACGGGCUCUCAGCCUGUUGAAUCUCUGACACUCUGGCAGCCUCAAUACCAUUCUAGGAGCUAAUGCAGAAUCUACCUUUCUCUCUAGAGCAGUAUUCCACCUCUCUGUGACAAAGUCAACAACCACACUCCCAAAGUUUUCCAAGAGAAGGGAAAGGAGUAGAGGAGGCAAAAUAGGUUGCCAAUACCACUCAGGCACACACUGCAUAGACUAGCCACCAUAUUAAACAGCAGGUCACCCAAAACAACUUUAAAAUCACACCAGCUCCGAUGCUAUUAAGACCAGAAGCCUCCUGAGACACCUGACGUAAUAGUUCUUGAGGGCAUCUGUUGUGGGUUCUCUCUCAUUCCUUCCCUCAUCCCCAGUCUUCUGUUGCUUUUCUGGCCCUCUCCUUUCCACAUUUUCUGUCUUUCGUCCAGCACUGGCACUGCAAGCCCGUGAAUUAAAACAGCACGUGGUAGCCUGACCUUUCCUGGGCUAAUGAAAGCAUUAAGCCUCGGUCCCUCGAAGUGUUAAAAGUUCCUGUAACCAAGUAAUCUCAAAAGUGCUUUUCAGCGCCAUGCUUCUAAAGGGAACCUGACAAGGUGCAGCGGUGGCUCAGGUAUCGGACCCUGACCUCACCACACCUGAAUAUAAGUCACAGGAGAUGGAACCACUGGAAAAUAUGAGAGAGCCGAGCAGUAGGACGAAGCCCAGACUAAGCAAACUCAGGCGCGCAAGCGCGUUGCUCAGAGCCUCUCCCGGCUACAUCACGGCGCCUGCGCACAGAGGCCAGGCGGGCCUGGGGGCGGGCAGAGCGCGGCGGCCCAUCCUGCCUACCAGCUCCACCCCGCGCAGCCUGCGAGCCUGCCUCCUCCAGCUGCUCGCCGUCCCAAACAACUGGGGGAGCCGCCAGCGCUCUGCGCCCAUUGGCUCUUGGCCUUUCCGUUUCCGCCCAACCCUCCACAGUCCACCAAUCAUCUGUGCGUCUGGAUAUGGGCCGUCCCCGAGGCCGUCGCUUCGGAUCCUCUGCCUCCUGCGGCCGCUGCCUCCGCUGCUGCCUCCUCCUUCACACCUCCUCCGUCAGGCGGCGUCUGCGGGGGGCCCGAGGGGCGGUGGCGGCGGCGGCGGCGUUAUGGAGCCGGGGGCCGGCGGCCGAGGCACUGUCCGCGGGCACGGGGCCGGUCCUCCUGGCACUCCGCCACCCCAGGAGCAGGAGAGGAAGCUGGAGCAGGAGAAGCUCUCCGGAGUGGUGAAGAGCGUCCACCGGCGGCUCCGCAAGAAGUACCGGGAAGUGGGAGAUUUUGAUAAGAUCUGGCGAGAACAUUGUGAGGACGAGGAAACACUUUGUGAAUAUGCUGUUGCAAUGAAAAAUUUGGCAGAUAAUCAUUGGGCCAAAACUUGUGAAGGCGAAGGUCGUAUUGAAUGGUGUUGUAGUGUAUGCAGAGAAUAUUUCCAAAAUGGUGGGAAGAGAAAAGCACUUGAAAAAGAUGAAAAAAGAGCUGUACUCACUUCUAAGACCACUCCAGCCUUAAGUACACAUGAGUCUUCUAAACUUGACGGUCAUUUAACCAACCUCAGCUUUACAAACCCUGAAUUUAUAAAUGAGUUGCUACAGACCUCAGGAAAGAUCAGAUUACUUGAUGUUGGCAGCUGCUUUAACCCAUUUCUGAAGUUUGAAGAAUUUCUAACUGUUGGCAUAGACAUUGUACCUGCUGUAGAGAGUGUAUAUAAAUGUGACUUCCUGAACUUGCAGCUUCAGCAACCACUCCAGCUUGCACAGGAUGCUAUAGAUGCCUUUUUGAAGCAGCUGAAAAACCCUAUUGAUUCUCUUCCUGGAGAACUUUUCCAUGUGGUUGUUUUCUCUCUCCUUCUUUCUUAUUUUCCAUCACCUUACCAGCGAUGGAUUUGCUGCAAGAAAGCCCAUGAACUGUUAGUGUUAAAUGGUUUAUUGCUUAUCAUCACACCUGAUUCCUCCCAUCAGAACCGUCAUGCUAUGAUGAUGAAAAGCUGGAAGAUUGCUAUAGAGUCCCUGGGCUUUAAACGUUUCAAGUAUUCAAAAUUUUCACAUAUGCAUCUGAUGGCAUUUAGAAAAAUCUCCCUAAAAACCACAAGUGACUUGGUUAGUAGGAACUACCCAGGGAUGUUAUAUAUCCCUCAAGAUUUCAACAGUAUAGAAGAUGAGGAAUAUUCUAACCCUUCCUGCUAUGUUCGAUCAGAUACAGAAGAUGAACAACUAGCAUAUGGUUUCACAGAGCUCCCUGAUGCUCCAUAUGACUCAGAUUCUGGAGAAAGUCAAGCCAGCUCUAUUCCUUUUUAUGAGCUAGAAGAUCCCAUAUUACUUUUAAGUUAAUAUGAAAGCAAAAGGCUCUUUCAGUCCAGAUUCCUAAACUAAUUGCUUACACUAAUCAGAAAUACUAACAUGAACUCAGUACUUAAAACCUGGUUUGCAUAGAAGAAAUGCAAAGGUUUACAGAGUUUGUUAUUUUUUUCUACUUCUGGAUUUUAAAAUUUAUUCUUAUAUAGAAAGCUUAAAGUUUCAUGCAGAGUGACUCCUGUCAUAGAAACCUCUGUUACUUUAGUAUUUAGCACUAAGAUAUCAUAGAAAGGUACCUUUUUCCUCUUUUGUGCUCUUGUGAAACAUAAAGCAUAAUUUGAUAUGUAUUUCCCUUUUUUCAACUUCAGUGUUUAAACCAUUGAAAUGAGAAAGAUAUGUAGGAAGCCGUAGAUUGCACUUUUGAUGACUCAUAAAUUAAAUGAGACACAGAUAGAUUGGUUUAGUUGUUUUGUGGUGCACUUAGUUUAAUUCUUUUUUCUAACUACAUUACCUGUUAACAGAAAGCCAUUUUCUGUUGUGUUGUCUGAUGAUCCAUUUCCUGAACUUUUUUGGAAUCGAUAAUUCUUUUUUCACUCAUUUGACAGCAUCAGACAUUGGGGGAGAGGUUCCCUCAAAGUAUGUAUUCCAGUUUCAUUAGUACAGUAAACACCAUUGCCAAAGUAGAAUUUUCAUAUCUUGUUGAUUUGGGCCUUGGUGUUAAGUAUAUUUAACUGUGAGAGUUCAUUUUUAUCUUUUUUAAAUUUAGGGGUCAUUUACAAAAUUUUCUAUUUAAGCAAGGGACAAUAUAAUAAUACUGACCUUAAAGACCUUUACGAAGGGUUUGCACUUGUGAGAGAGUUUAUGUUCUGUCUAGGCCAACCUUGAUCAGGUCCUCACCUUUUUGUUAAGGAGGUGCUGCACUGCAAGUCUGGAAUUACAUAGUAAAAUUUUAAAUUACCUCUGCUGGUAAUCUCAUAAAAUGGUUUUGACCUUUCAGUAUUCUAAUUUCUAAAUACUAGCAGAAAUUUUUCUUUGAAUAUAUAAACCAUUAGUUAACUGUGGGAAUUUUCCCUUUCCACAUUGAUAAAUGCCUUCCUGUGUUUCUGAAUCAGAAGCAAAUGAUUAGGGAGAAAAAUAAGUCCAAACAAGACAAGGUUAGUUUAAAUAGCUAAGAACAUUUAGUCCACAUUGUCUUGUCAGCCAGCAAUUGUCAUGUAAACUAUCAUUUUUAAGAGUGCCACUGUGUGGAUUUUUUUUUUCAAGUGGUUAUUACAUUAAAAUUACCUCAUACUGAGGUUUUUGCACUGAAAUAUCACAGUUUCAGAUUUCAUGGUUAAUGUUGUAUGUAUGUAUGUUUUUAAAAAAAACUUUUUUCAGUAGUUGAUCCUAAAUUUCAUAAACUGCACUUCUUUACUCCGGUAAAACUGAUGUUUUUGUGCUUAUUGUGAAUUGCUGUAGUUAACUUUGAAUGUCAAACUUUAUUUAGAAAUACAAAAUUUACCCUUUAAGAUGUAAGUGGUUGGGUAUGUGUACCCUAUAGUUCAAAUUUAAUUUCACAUAUAAGUAAUAAGAUUGUAAUUAAUCUAAAAAAGUCAAUUGACUAAAUGCAAUUAAUAUUAGUUGCUCAAAUAUGCCAGGAGUAACAUAAAAUUUUUCAUUUACUUUCAACAGCAUAAGCUUCCUUAAUAAUUAGGAUUGACUUUUUUUCCAGCUAAGCACUACAGGUCAUAUCUUGUAGCACUCCCAAAAGAAGAAGAAAACAGGACAACACAAAACUUUGUUUUGAUAGUAACUCUUUUACCACAUCAUACUGCCCAUUUUCUUUCAUUUGGCAAAACACUCUCUUAAGGGCAAAGAAACAAUAUACCUAAUGAAAGUGCUUUGAAAGUAAAUGAAAACAGUGGUUUUGAGAGGUUUGUGUUAAGUAUGACAUUGGAGUCAGCCUUUGUGUCAUAGCUGAAAUGUUGGUGCUAUAAAUUCUGAUUGUUUACAGAUGUUGAUUCUGCUUAUGCUCCAAAGUAUGCACGAUGUAUUUUAAGUAGUACUUUAAAGAAGUCUCUUUAUAAAACCUAAUCCCACUUAGUAGAAAUUUGUUUGGAUUUAUAAAUAUCAUUUGUUUCUGUAAAUUCAGCUUAUUCAAAUUAGGUUGGCACAGGAUUUAAACUCAUACAUAUUCCACCAAAGCCAAUUCGAUGUAUAAGUGUUAAAAUAUCAGCAGUCGUGUGGCUUGGUGCCAGAUGAUAGAUUGAAUGACGAGAAGUUAAUAGAGCCUAAUUCUGUAUGGGCACUCUUGAGAAUGAUUUCAUUUGGUUGUAAAGAAGGGGCCUCCUGUCAUAUUAACAACAGGAUUCUCCAAAAUAAUUUGGUGUUUCAAAAACAAUUGAUCGUUUGGUUAGAUUCUUCAGGAUCAUGACUAGAUCAAAAGUGGUUGAUAUCAUAGUUGCCAAGUAGUAGGAGGUGGCAUACCUGAAAAUGUUUGUGUUUGUUGUAUUUUUUCACAUUUUGUGAACAAAGCACAUUUAUUAAAAAUUUUAAAUUUUCUAAUA